AUGAUGGCUUAUCAUAAAUUGAUUUUCGCAACUUCUAUCUUUGUUUUUAUGUUGUUGACUAUUGCAUCCGCUAUAGAUUAUGGGUAUGGUUCAACACAAAACACUGAGAAGUCCAAACCCGACAUUCAAGUAGAUAAUAAACCAUACUCUACCAAACCAAACUAUGAAGCUUAUAAAUCCAAAAUAGAUUACGAACCACAUUUUACAAAAGCAAACUAUAGAGUUCCUCAACCCAAAAUCAAUUAUCGGUAUGGUUCGGCUCCAAAGAUUGACAAAUUUAAACCUGAACCAUAUUACAAACACAUUACAAAACUGGUCUACGAAGCUCCCAAACCUGAAACAAAGUAUGGAUAUAGUUCAACCGCAAAGAUUGACAAAUCAAAGUCUGAAGUAGUUUAUACACCAAAUCCCACAAAACCAAAUGAUGAAGUUUUCAAAUCCAAAACAGAUUAUGGGUAUGCUCCAACUCCAAAUAUUGGGAAACCCAAGUUUGAUGUUGCAUACACACCAAACCCUACAAAACCAUAUUAUGAAGCUCCAAAAUCCAAAACGGAAUAUGGAUAUGCUCUGACCCCAAAGAUUGAGAAGCCCAAGUUCGAAGAAGUUUACACGCCAAAACCAAACUAUGAAACUUUCAAAUCCAAAACAAAUUAUGGGUAUGCUCCGACUCCAAAGUUUGAGAAACCCAAGUUCAAAGAAGUUUACACACCAAAACCCACAAAACCAGACUAUGAAGUUUAUAAACCCAAAACAAACUACAACUAUGCCCCGACCUCUAAGAUUGAGAAACCCAAAACAGAUUAUAACUAUGGUCAGACCCUUAAGAUCGAGAAACCUAAGUUCGAAGUAGUUUACACUACAAACCCAUUAAAAUCAGAUUAUGAAGUUUCCAAACCCAAAUCAAAAGAAGUUUACACACAAAAUCCUCCAAAACCAUACAAUGAAAUUUCCAAAUCAAACACAAAUUAUAGAUAUGGUCCCACUCCUAAAGUUGAGAAACCUAAAUCUACAACAACUUACACACAAAAUCCAACAAAACCAAACUACGAAGUUUCUAAACCCAAAACAGAUUAUGGAUACAGUCCAACCCCAAAGAUUGAAAAAUCAAAGUCCGAAGAAACAUACAAACCAAACCCUACCAAACCAGAAUAUGAAAUUCCCAAACCCAAAACAAAUUUUGAGUAUGUUCCAACACCAAAACUUGAGAAACCCAAACUUGUUACAGAUUAUAAACCACUCCCCACAAAACCAUUUUCUGAAGUUCCAAAACCAAAAGAAAGCUACCAAGUGCAACUGCCCACAGUCAUUGGUGUCCAAGGAACAGUUUUAUGCAAAUCCGGGUCAAAUUAUUACCCAAUUCAAGGGGCUGUUGCACGAGUUAAAUGUGAAUGUGUGAAUGAGCUUGGAUACGAGACAGGUCCUAUAACAGUUAUCAGUCAUGUGACAGAUAGUAAAGGUUAUUACUUUGCUACAUUGUCACUUCCUGGUCUAGGAUCAAAAUUGAAGAUCAAUGAGUGCAAAGCAUACCUAGAGAGUUCUCCAUUAGAGACAUGUAAAGUUCCCACAGAUGUGAAUCAUGGAAUCAGUGGUGCUUCUCUUUCAUCAUAUCGUCUACUUGAUAGCAAUUUCAAAUUGUAUUCUGUGGCACCUUUCUUCUGCACCUCACAAGCUAAACCAGCCCCUAAUGGUUAUUGA
Molecule: messenger RNA, 1695 nt
Organism: Lathyrus sativus (Indian pea)
Lineage: Eukaryota; Viridiplantae; Streptophyta; Magnoliopsida; Fabales; Fabaceae
Source: the annotation of a GenBank genome assembly